Metarhizium brunneum ARSEF 3297 is the source of this 1506-nucleotide messenger RNA. Its product is annotated as Altered inheritance of mitochondria protein 9. NCBI's taxonomy places the organism in Eukaryota, Fungi, Ascomycota, Sordariomycetes, Hypocreales, Clavicipitaceae. The record is from RefSeq and is a predicted model, not a curated record.
AUGGCCGGGUCAUCUCAUUUCAACAACAGCAUAGUAGAGCGCUUGGUGCAUUAUGAACGGGAUCAGUUUAUUAGAAGCGUACGCAAUCGCGAGACUGAACUUCUCCAACUCGCCUCAACUAGCUGCGACAAAGGUCCCGGUUCCUUCUUCCAGGCGCCAGCGGCCGGCGACUAUUUUACCCAGGGAAGCUACAACCUCUGCUUCUUUAUUCAGUUUUCAGACUUGCAAAGAUGCGUUUUUCGAAUUCCCUUGCGACCCUGUCUAGGGUAUUGCCCGGGCCGCAAGAUAAAAAGCGAGGUGGCUACAAUGCGCUGCCUCGAAGAAAGCACAACCAUACCCGUUCCAAAAAUUCUAGCUUAUAGUGAGGAUGUCAAUUCAGACCCCCUAUCGACAUUCGUUAUUCUGGAUUACGUUGACGGCACGAUGCUCUCUAGUACUCAGAUGGAGAAGCUGGAUUCGCAGGAAAGGGAGCAACUCUACACGUCAUUGGCCGACAUUUACAUACAGCUCAGACGACUGGAAUUUCCUUCCAUUGGCAGACUUGAGCAGACGCAAACCUCGAAUGGGUUCCAAGUCGGUCAAAAGGCAGCUACAAUCGACAUCAACAUGCAACAAUUGGAGGGCUUGGAUCCGUUUGCCGUUCAGGAUGCGUACUCUAACGACCGUGGUUGCAUGCAUUCGGCUACCGCUUACGCAAACAUGUUACUAGACAUUAGCUACAACGCAUUUUUUAAAAGCCGAAACGCCGUCGAGGUGGGCAUGGGCCGAGAUGCCGUAUAUCAUCACCACCUCUUUUACCAGCACGCCAAGCAAUGGAUAGACCCGGCUUUAGACAAUGGCCCGUUUGUGCUGGUCCACGGCGAUCUCCAUCCAUCGAAUUUAAUGGUCGACGACAAAAUGCGUAUUAUUGGUGUGCUUGACUGGGAAUGGAGCCGCGUUGUCCCAGUCCAGUUUUUCGUUCCGCUCCUCUGGAUCAGCGGCAGGACUACAGUCGAAUUAGCUGGACACAACACGUGGCAACUCUUUCUUAUAACGUCGUUCAAGGAAUUCCUCUCCGUGACUGAAUCCCGGGAGCUAUACAUGUUUGGCAAUACAUUGCUUUCUCGUGAGUGGGCAGAACGGUCCACGCACGCAGAGCCGCUAGUUGCCAACGCUCUAGAAAACUGGACAGACAUGGAUUGGUUCGCUUACCGAUACCUGAGCCGUGCAGACAAAGAGGCGGCGAAGGAAUCCAUCAAGACCUUUAUAGAUGAAGAUCCGCUACGGAGGCUGGUUGCGGAGAUGAAGGAGCGGGAUGCAAGCGCCUAUCACAAAGAGUUUGCCAAGGUGAUGGAUGCAGGGAUCCCUCCGAAGAAACGACCUGUGUUGUUGAUCUUUCUUGGACAGCUUUCCAGGGUCUUGCACGCUGGCCCAAAUACCGCCAUCAUUGCAUGUGUGGGUGUCCCGAUCGUGUUGUCCCUCAUAUGGAGAAGACCGUGGUCUAGCCCCAGCCCUCAAGUGUUCUGA